Messenger RNA from Ornithodoros turicata, 3252 nucleotides. Its product is annotated as PAT complex subunit CCDC47-like. Lineage: Eukaryota; Metazoa; Arthropoda; Arachnida; Ixodida; Argasidae. Gene Ontology annotation, cellular component: endoplasmic reticulum. The transcript has 12 exons. Gene Ontology annotation, molecular function: calcium ion binding. Gene Ontology annotation, biological process: endoplasmic reticulum calcium ion homeostasis. The record is from RefSeq and is a predicted model, not a curated record. Bases 223 to 1599 code for a protein of 458 amino acids.
AUGUGUCUUAUCAAUGUUCUUUAGUUUCGCCAGUUCGUUCAAGGUCUUCCACCUACCCGUUCACCCCUAUUGCACUCGACUUUCAGUACAUUGUGCUGCUUGGGUUGUGUCUUGGGGGAACUUUUGCCAGAACACCCAUUGGCAUGACAGGUAGCAAAGACUGUCAGCCACUGCUCCGUAUCUGCCUGGCAAGUAUGUGUCAGUGAACACAAAAUUCAGAAGAUGAGGCUCCGGAUGACUCUGGGCCUUUUGAUGAUGCUGCUUGCAGUGUCGUACGGCCAGAAAGUCGACAUGGAAGACAAUGAAUUCGCAGAGUUCGAAGAGUUUGACGAAGAAGAGGUUCCUGCGGAGCAGGAGGUUCACAAGGGAGAUGCGAAAGCACAGGCAGCGCAACAGAACGAUGAAGACGAAGAAGCUAAAGUCGAAGAAGAAGGGGAAGAAGAAUUUGACCACUUUCAGGACGAAGAGGAAUUUGAAGGCCUGGAUCAAGAGAAACAGCCUAGGCCGAAGUCGAGUGAUAGGCCAGAUCUGAAAAUUGCUAAGGUGCCACUGCACUUGCGCAGCAACUGGGAAAGCUUUUAUGUUGAAUUUGUGAUGAUUGCCGGCCUUCUGGUCUACUUCAUCAACUUUGUGGCAGGCCGCAACAAGAAUCAUCGUCUGGCCAUGGCCUGGUACAACAGCCACCGGAAGCUGCUCGAAGAGAACUUCAGCCUCGUUGGCGAUGACGGGAAGCAAGAGAUAGAGCAGACGGGGCCAUGCAAGGAUUCCGAGAGCGUGUACACGCUUUGGUGCAGCGGUCGCGUGUGCGUAGAAGGGAUGUUGGUGGAGCUGCGUUUCCUCAAACGGCAGGACCUUGUCGGAGUGCUCUCCAGGCUGGCGAGGCCCGCGUCAGACCAAAUUAUUGUAAAGGUUACAAUGAGCCCACUAUCCAUGGACAACUUUGUGAUGUGCAUUGCAAACAAGGCUGGAGCUAAAAUGAUGAAAAACAUGGCAGACCUGAGCACCUACUGUCCAGAGAAGAAGAAACCGGAGAAGUAUGGCCUGCCGUCGGGCUUCACUGUCAUGACAGAAAUGGGCGAAGUAGUCAAUGCAAUGCUAGAUCCCAAGGUGAUGUCUGUCAUUCACAAGUACGAAGACUGCAUUGACUACAUCCAUAUGUCUGACCAGUAUUCAGGGCCUCGAAUACAAGAGGACACCCAACCAACCAAACUACCUGAAGUGAAGAAGGUGCUCCUGUUUGGAUUUAGUGUUCCUGGGAAGGGCCAUGUGACUCCCGAGGUCAUGGAGUCUAUGAAACCACUCCUCCAACUUGUUUUCUACUGCGUUGAGAAGGUUCGCCGCUUCAAGCUGAGCAAAGAGGCUAAGUUGAAGAGUGACAAGAAUCGCCUGAAGGUGGAGGAGGAGUUUCUGAAGACAACGCACACCCAGCGGCAGGAAGCGGCACAGCAGAAACGCGAGGAGCGUCGCCGCGUUGAGAAGGAGAGGAUCAUGAAUGAAGAAGACCCCGAGAAGCAGCGCAAAUGGGAGGAGCGCGAGCACCGCAGGGAGCUGAAACGCAGGACUCCAAAGAUGAAGCAGCUCAAGGUGAAGACUCUCUGAAGUGAGUCUGCAGUGGUUACCCAACUUCCAUCUGUUAGGACUGAAAAGUGUUCUUUUGUCCAUCGCUUCCCGGGUCUGCUUCGUCACAUUUGUUGCUUCCAAAACGCUCAAGGGACAUUUCAACAGGGUUGUGUUUGACGCACAAAAAAAGGCUAAUUAUCCUCGUUAAAUUAAUCCAUUUGACUCACAGCGCCACGAGCCAUGCCACGUUGAUGACGCCGUUCCGGAUGGAUGAUUUUCUGGACAUCUGCUGUGUAGAAUGUCCACCGUACCAAUCUGCUUGCCUGAAAUAUGGAUUGUUGUAUAGUGUGAUCCGGUGUAGGAUAGGUAAUGUUUCGGUCUCCAUUUGUGGCGUAGUGAAUUGAGUGAGGUUUGUACACAUAAUUACUCGAAUACUAAUUGAAUAAUGUUUCUUUGUGACGUAUGACUCGUUGGAUGUCCACUGCGUGAUCCUGUUGUGUGUGUGUUUUUGAGGUCGCUGGACGUUCAUUGGAUGUUCCUCUGAUAUCAGCCAAUGGAUCAUGUAAGAACAAGGUGGGGUCACCUCAACGUAACAUAGACUCAAAUGAUCAAAUAAAUGUAAGACAACAGUAACAAAUGUAUGUCAGAUCAUAAUAGUUGAAGGUAAGAUAGGCUAAUCAAAGCUGAAUGCCACAUAACUGUACUCAAAAUCACAAUUACUUAUUUUCAUAACAAUCAAUGGCAAUUUGAUUCUGUGAUCAGUAUCAAUGUUAGGUGUGAUCGCGCACCCUUAAAAAAAAAUAAUUGGGUAUAGUUUUUCAGCGGUUGAGUCCAAUAACAUAAGAUUUUUGUACGUCAGGUAUUGUGGUUGCAGUCUGAGAUUCUGCGGUGAUCUUUUGCAGAGGGAAAUUUUCGGGCACCUGUAUAUUUUCAUUGUCUCCUAACAUUUAGGUGUUGUAAUCAGGACAGUGUGUCUCUUCACAAGCUUUGCGCAAGCGACCGAUUUUAGCGGUGCUAAUGUAAAUGUGAGUGCCAAUAUAGUAAAGUAUAUGACUUGUUGGGUUACUUAAAUAGUACAAUACAUUAUUUCCUGUUGUGUUGAAUGGUGUGCUCCAGGUUUUAUUCUCUCCAAAUCCAGGCAUAGAAGAGCAAUAACAAAUCGGUAAACCUUCACAUGUAUUUGACUAUAAGAUGUACCUUUUAUGCAUGUCUUUUCAUGUCCUAGCUGUUCUUUUAGACUUGAGCUACUAGGAUUCAGGGUAUGCUGCUCAGGUGCAUGAAAGCCACUAGUUGUAAUGAGAGAAAUUCACUGUCCUCUACGUUGUGGCACCUGCCUAGCGCAGUUAUGCCUUCGACAGUGCAUAACUUGAGACGUCAGUUGGAUGAAGUUGUUUGUACCCUUUCUUGUUUCACAGAGUCCUGCAGAUACCAUGCAGAUUUGAGCAUUGUCAAAUGAGAUAAAUACCAGACACCAUAAAUAGAACCAGUCAGACUGAAGUAUGUUCAUGAGUGGACUGUGCAAUUCAUGCAUUCCUUUUGUGAAGUGCAAGGAAAAUUCAGAAUUGUUCAAAAAGAAGCAUUCGUGACAGACAUUUGCCGUGCUGUUCCCUGUGUCUUGAAUGAGUGCUGUUAUUUAUUAAGAAUCGUACAGUGAGGCAGGAAGUGUAGAGUGAGUAAAAGAUAUCUGUCAUC